Messenger RNA from Myripristis murdjan (pinecone soldierfish), 3570 nucleotides. RefSeq names its product mucin-5AC-like. Lineage: Eukaryota; Metazoa; Chordata; Actinopteri; Holocentriformes; Holocentridae. The record is from RefSeq and is a predicted model, not a curated record. The transcript is spliced from 5 exons. Bases 755 to 3043 code for a protein of 762 amino acids.
GGCGGCGGGCGGAGCGUGACGGAGCGUUCGGGUCCUCCUAUUGGCCGUCAUCCUCUCUCGCCCCACCAGCAGCCGUGUACUACUGCAGUACUGUUCGUAGUACUCAGUGUGUGCUAUUUGUGGUCGUGUUAGCCGUUAGCAGCUGUAGGGGGCGCUGCUCUGUUGCUGACCCGGACCCCUGACCUUUGAGGGCGGGGCGGCAGGAGCGACUCCGUCAGAAAACCAGUUUGAACCUGUUUUGAAGUGACACACUGAACGUCACACCUCCACCUGCCAGGCGGAGUGUUGCUGGGAAUCUCAAGGCGCCAGUUCGCCGGACGGUCGGGGGCCCUGUCCGUCCGCCUCGGGGCCCCUGGAUGGUUGGACUCGCCAGGCGAUGGCCGCAGCGGUUUCUUGGAGAUGCCAGAGAUUCUCGAGUUAGCAGCAGCUUCACCGUGAAACCUGCUCGUCUGCGGUGGAGCGUGAAGAGCGCCUGAUCAAAAACAAAACGCCUGCUUUGAAAAUGAAUAUCGGCCUCGUCUUGGGUAUGAAUCGACCUGCGGCUGGCGUAGCAUUUCAACGUUAAACAAAACGUCCGCCGCCUUCCACAGUCGCCUGCGAAUCCGCUGGGAGAAGCAGCUCAUUUGAAAAUGUAGCUGGUCCCCAAGGCCGGGUUGUGUUUUAAGCGGCUAACGGCUAGUUAGCAGCUGACAGUUAGCUAGCGGCUAACGGUUCGCGGUGGCGUUGGGCUAGUGCUGGGCGAAGCAGGGGUGCGAUGGAGUACCACUCCGGUGGCAGCCUGCCCCUGCUGGGCAGACCGCGGUACUGCGCCGGGCCCAACGCCAACGGAGGAUACCUGUGUGAGACAGGACACUGCUGUGGAGAGACCGGCUGCUGCACCUACUACUACGAACUCUGGUGGUUCUGGCUGCUGUGGACCGUCCUCAUCCUGUUCAGCUGCUGCUGUGCGUACCGUCACCGCCGAGCCAAACUCCGAGUGCAGCAGCAGCAGAGACAGAGAGAGAUCAGCCUGCUGGCCUACCACGGAGCCAGCUACCACACCUCCAUGCUGGACCUGAGUUUCCUGGCGUCCCUCAAGCUUCCCUCCUAUGAGGAAGUGGCGGCGCAGCCCUCCACGCCCCCGCCCCCCUACAGCUCGGUGUUCACCACCCCCCGCUACCCGCAGCCCCCCCGCACCACCGACCCCCAUCUGCACACGCAGCACGGGCCCCUGCUGCACCGGCCCCUCAGCGACGGGCCGUCCUCGCUUAGCUCGGACAACAGCUCCAGUUGUUCCUGUGACUCCUGCUGUCCCUCCUCUCCAUGUAGCUCCUCCCUCUCGGCGCCCGUCACCUACGAGACUGACACAAGCCACGCCUCCACGCCCAGCGAGGCCGCACCCCUCACUCUUGACGUCACCAUAGAGACCAUGGCCUCUGCCGCAGCCUGCCUGGAAGCCGUUGAGACGCAUCUGGUGUCUGACAUGACGACGCCUGGCGCUGCAGGCGAAGAUGUCGGCGGGGACGGGGGUGAUGUUACAGCGCAAGAAGCCACCGCCACAGGCCUGUCGGCGGCGGUCAAGCAGACUGUAACAGUUGCAGUUGUUACCAGGGCGGCUUCCCCUCAGCCGCUGGCAUCUCCUGGCUCAGCAGAGCUUCUUGCCGCUGGAACGUCGUCUCCUGUAGUGCAGCAGCUUGACCCGGCAUCGUGCAUCCCGAUGCUCAGCACCUGUAGCACAAAUACAGUCACCAGCACCGUCAACACCUCGGUUCCCACCACUCUAACAACAAUUACUGAAGGUCCCACAACCCCCCCCAGUCCGAUCCAAAAAAUAACCCUGAAUCCUUGCUCUUGUACGGCAGUACCCAGCACCUCUGAGGCCCCUGCAGCCACCUCGACCCUAGAUCUAGCCUUAGAUGCAGCCAAUGGUGGUAGUAGCCCGACCUCAGAGUUGUCCCCAGUCAUUGGCAAGGCUUUGACACCAAUCACCAGCUCUACCACCUCCAACUUAAACCCCACCCUUGCUCCAGACGGUGCACCUUCACCCAGUCCUACCCUAACUCCCGACCUGGAUUCCACCAUACCUACAUUGAAUCCCUUAACCCUGAACCCAGAACGAUUGCCCAGCUCAGUUCAGGCCCUGGAUCAUCCUGACUCAGCGUUGGUCAUCUUCUCAAGCACAGAGGCAGGUGCUGGCCGAACCCUUAUCGUGGAUCCAUCUCCAGUGCUGGCUGGUUCAGAUCCUUCCAUGGUCCUAUCUCGAAUUCCAGAGUCAGAUUUAAACAGUCCUUUGCCGUCAGAUACCCAGCCCUGUUCUUGUCCUGGAUCUGGUCCCCUGUCUCCUCCUGGUACUCCAGUCCUCUCCCUCCCAGCCCCAGCCUCCUCGUCCUCUUCCUCUUGCCCAGCCAUAACAGUAGACCCUGAAUCUUCUUUCACACCUGCCCAGUCUCCUUCUCCAUCAGUGCUCACCUCCUCCAGUCCUCCCCUCACCUCCCCUCCAGCUCCGGCUUUACUCCUGGACCCCCUAACUGCUCUGCAUCAGUCCGACCGGGCCUCCUCUUCCUCUGGGCAUGCCUCCUCACUCUCCCCCUCACCUCGUGCCACACAGUCCCCCCCAAAACAGACUCUGUUUUCACCUUGUGUCGACGUCUUUGAGCCGGGACCUCCAAGCUGGGGAGAGGACGGGGAGGACCAGCAGGAGGACGAGGAUGUGGAUGACGAAGAGGAGGACGUGGGAGCUGAUGAGAGCCAGUACAGACACAGGCGACUGACCGGCGACUCGGGGAUUGAAGUGUGCAGGUGUCAGGUGGAGGAGGAAGAAGAAGAGGAAGAGGAAGAGGAGGGUGAACGACAGGAGGACGGCAGGCGAGGAGGUGGUGGAGGAAAUGGAGGCGAGAGAGAUAAAAGAGGAAGCGGCGUUUCUGACCUCCAUGACAGCGUUGACUGCCCUGCCAGAGGUCAAGUGACCACAGGGGCGGAGCUUACACUGUGUAACCCAGCCCCAACCGUGAUGCCGUCGCCCAAGGACGGCGGUGAUGUUGUCAUUGUCAUGGAGACGGUGUGAUUGAGAGGGCGGCGGAUCGAACCAUUUGUCAUCCAAGACGAGGGGUGAACACGAGGAAAUGACGGACGGAAUCCACUCUCAGAAACUGUUUUUAGGGAUCGCUCUGCGGAAAGGGGGAGGUUAUGAACGCAAAUGGUUGUGAAAGAGGCGCUACAUUUAGGGAGUUAAUCAGACCAGCACAGACAACAGAUGGGUAGCAAAAAAUGCUUGACAACAUGGUUUGUUAAACCGUGAGUUGGAACCUGAAAUGGGCCAUGGGUCAAUGUCCGGUGGGUUUCCGCACCACAGCACUAGUAUGUUUUGGAACAUUAAGACUUUUAGUCAACAGUUUGUGAAACAUCAAGAAAAAUUGGCGUUCUAUUUAUGACUCUAAGUGUAUCUCUUGGUGGAAAAUGUUCAUUUACUUUGAUCCCAAGAGGCUUUACAGUUGCAACCACGUUUGGUGCCAUCAUACAGAUCCACCGGAGGCCAAAGUUCAAGACGUCUCAAUCUUUAAGAAGCAGCUAAGAAACAGAGCUAGCUGAAGC